AUGGCGAUCGGGGAGCCAUGGAGGCAGGUGUUCUUAGCAUGUAUGAUGGCAGGGAUCGUGGGAGGAGGAGGAGGAGGAGGAGGAGGAGGAGGAAAAGGAGAAGAAGAAGAAGUGAGAUGGGUCAAGAGCAGUAUGAAUGUGGCAAUGCUUGCUGGAGCAUGCGGAGGGAGCAGGAUCCUGGUCGGGGAAGGUGGUAGUGGUUGGCAUCCCUCGACCAACAGCUGGGCACUGGAUGGCAGGCUGAGGGAGGGCUUCCUGCUCUUUGAUGUCCAGACGAGCCGUCGAGUGAACAGGAUGCGGUUGCUGACGGGGAGGAAGGGGGGAGAGGAUGGCUGGGUGACCUCCCUUCGGGUGUGGGUGAAAGGGUGGGAGGAGGGGGAAUUUCAGCCGGGUUGGUGCGGGCAUGCGCAGCAUUCGGUGCCGGAAGAUGAUGGCUGGGAGCUGUUGUCCUCUCUGCAUCACGAUCUCGGCAACGUCUCGACCUACAAUGGGCGGGUGUUCCUGCAUGCGCAGCGGGAAGUGGAGCUUCAGUUCCCUCCAAGGAGGGUCAAGGGGCUGCUGCUCAAGGUGGACGCGACCUACGACCUGAGUCAUAGGACGGGAAACAGAACUCACCUGCCUGACGCCUCACGAGCGGACAUCGUCGACUUCCAGGUGCUAGAGGCCGACGAGGGGGAGGGGGAGGGGGAGGGGGAGGAGGAGCUCGGGAGUGGAAGAAGGGGAGGGCUGAGUGCAGCAAGGGAGGAGGGGGCGACGAGGACGAUAGAGGAUGGUCUCGACAUGAAGGGAUUCUUGGAGGAGAUGAACAAGGGAAGGUGGAUCUUCGAUGAGGGGAGUGACGGCGACGGCUCGAGCUACGACCGUGUUGACGAGCCUCGAGGCCCUGGGCACCUGCUGGGCUUCGCAAAUCCCUUUAAGAGGAUGCUGCAUGGACACUCCGAUCGCCGUCUGUUCGCUAAGCACGAGGGCCUGGAAACUUGUGCGGGGAGGAUAACGCGAGGCACAGAACUGCUGUGUGCCGGAGCAGUACCUCGUGACGAGGAGGAGGAGGAGGACGAGGACGACGAGGAGGAGGAGGGUGCGCGACCUUUCCUCAAGGAUGUGAGUCAGGGGGAGAAGGAGAUGGAAGGGGAGGAAGGAAUUGGUAGAGGAAGCAAGGCACAGGGGAGGAAAGGGGAAAGCAGGGGGCGAGUGCCGCAGAGGCUGGAGGAGGCUUUCCUGCAAUGGGCGAAAGGAGACGAUGGGGUGCAGUCGCUGGCAUGGGAGAAGCUGCUGUGCCAUGGGACAGUCCUGCGAUCGCAACUCCGACGAAGAGCUUGUGAGGAUGAAGACCUGUGCAAUUUCGACUCCUACGUGCAGGUCGCCUCCAUCGUCAUCCCAGACAUCCUGCAGCACGACUUCCGCAAGGGCAACCCGGUGAAGCCACUUGACGAGGAGGCGGCGAGGGAGUUCGGCGUGCGUACGAUGGACCUCUGGAGGAGGAGGGAGGAGGAGGAGCUCGAGCCGCCUGGAUGGAGGCAGCACACGAGAACGAGGAGGACGCUGAGCCUGUGGAGCAGCAUUGAGCCGUUCUCGAUGAGGGAUGCUGAUGCCUCCCUGCUCAACCUGCAGGCUGCAAGGGUAAACGACUUCCUCGCUCGCGCGCUGGCGGCUCGCUCGCUGCCCCUCCUCGACUCGCACAACUUCUUCGCUCAACGGAGCGGAUGCAGCAGCGACGGGCACCACUGGGGUGGUUCUGCCCAGCUGGUCAGGACGAGGGUGCUGCUGGAGGCGAGCAAGAGGUUUGCAGGGCACGUCAGGAGCCUGCUCAAGUCCCAGAGGACGAGGAGGGAGCGACUGGCCUCCCUCCGCAGGAUGUCCCUCUACAACACUCGCUUCCUCUCCCGCUCCUCCCUCCUCCUCGACUUGUUCUCCCGGCUCCUCGACCUUCACGCCCCUCCCCCUGUCUCCCUCCAUCCCGAGGGAGGAGGAGGAGGAGGAGGAGGAGGAGGAGGAGGAGGAGGAGGAGGAGGACGUUCGAGACCCUGCGGGCGAGUCACCGGGUCAGAGGAGGGCUCCUGGUACCCUCUGGAGGACGGGACUUACGCGUAUCGCCUGCACGGGUGCUCCCUCGCGCGAUUCUCCUCCUCCUCGGCCCGUCGGUGCCUUCAAGGGCGACACCUCCUCCUCGUCGGCGACUCGGUGAUGCGUUACCAGUACAUGAGCCUCGCCUCCCUCCUCCACGCGCGGUACCCGGAGCGAACGGGGAACGAGGAGGAGGGGAGGAACAAUGUCUGCAUGCCGGGGCUGGUGUGGGGGACCUGGCGGAGGUUCUACCUUGACAGCUCUCGAAGUUUCCAAGGAAGAGAACUCUGCGACUGCUACCGGCCCGAGGGCCCAUGGAGCCCGGAGUUCGAGAUGCGGGUGGAGGAGAACAGAUUCUUCUCCCUCCUUCCUCCAUCCAACCUCUCGCUCAGCUACCUCCAGGUCUUCGGCGGCUUCCCCAUGCAUGGUCACUUCCCCGGAGAGUGUCGCCAGCGCUCCUCUUCCUCCUCCUCCUGCUCAUUCCACAAUCUCUCCCGCGCAGCCCUUACGGCGGCGGCCAAGGUCUUGACGGAGGAGGAGUACGACCACAAUCCCCAGCUCGACACCGGCAGCUUCUUCGACUGGCAGGGCGACGUGCCGACUGUUCUCGAGCAUGUCGCUAGCGAGAUGCAGCCGGACAUGCUGGUGUUCAACACCGGGCUGUGGGGGGAGCUGAAGGAGGAGGACUACGUGGAGGAUGUGUUCGCGGCAGGUUCAAGAGCGGUGGGGAAGGGAGGCAGCUGCUACUGGAAGAGGACGACGAAGCGGUUCAAGUGCUCGGGAGGGUCGAGGAGAUGCGAGCGCCGCACGUGGGUGGCGGAGGAGGUGGAGGAUACGGUGCCACAGCAGAAGGCGAGGAAGCUGGGCUGGGAGGUCUACGACACGGCAGCGCCGACGAGGCUACUGGAGCAGGACGCCUUUGCUGACGGCAUCCAUCCCCGCCCGUACGUGUAUGAGGAGCUGAACAACCUCCUGCUCAAUGCUCUGUGCAACCCUCGAGAGGGAUGA
Messenger RNA from Guillardia theta CCMP2712, 3072 nucleotides. RefSeq lists its product as hypothetical. Lineage: Eukaryota; Cryptophyceae; Pyrenomonadales; Geminigeraceae. The record is from RefSeq and is a predicted model, not a curated record. The transcript is spliced from 4 exons. The coding region runs from base 1 to 3072 and encodes 1023 amino acids.